Sinocyclocheilus grahami is the source of this 3316-nucleotide messenger RNA. Its product is annotated as roundabout homolog 4-like. Gene Ontology annotation, biological process: cell-cell adhesion. The transcript has 19 exons. The record is from RefSeq and is a predicted model, not a curated record. Gene Ontology annotation, molecular function: protein binding. Bases 1 to 2925 code for a protein of 974 amino acids. Lineage: Eukaryota; Metazoa; Chordata; Actinopteri; Cypriniformes; Cyprinidae.
AUGACGAUAUACUCUCUGCGAGAAGAGUUCCGUGUGCAGCCCAGUGACGUGGAGGUGGCGGUUGGCGAGGUGGCUGUGAUGAACUGCAGCCCACCAGUUGGACAUCCUGAGCCCAACAUAACCUGGAGGAAAGACGGGAUCCUAAUCAACAGCAGCAAUGAACAUUACACUGAACUGAAUGGUAAACUGAUCAUUGCUCCGGCCCAGAAGAAUGACUCUGGAGUUUACAGCUGUAUAGCCUCCAACACAGUUGGAGUGAGAGAGAGCCGAGCGGCUCGGCUCUCUGUAUUAGCUAAACCAGUGUUACUGCAUAAACCAGAGGAUGUUUCAGUGCAGCUUGGAGCAUCUGCACAGUUUUUCUGUGAGGCCGAUGGAGACCCUAUGCCUUCUGUAGAGUGGAGCCGAGAAAAAGGACCUCUACCCAAUGGCAGAUAUUUAAUCAACCCCGACCAGAGUCUGCAAAUCCACUAUGUGACGGCUCAGGACAUGGGCAAGUACACCUGCACUGCGGAAAAUAAGCUUGGGGUGUCUGUGGCCAGUGCACAGCUUCUUGUAGAGGACGUAGGAAGCACCAGACUGAGAGACCUACACAAGGAGCUGUCUGCCUUACGCGUGAGCCUGGAGAACGUCACAGUUAUGAGUACCGCCUCCAACAUGUCUCAAGUCAUGUGGAAGUUGCAGUCGUCUGCAGUGUCACAGCCUCAUUAUCUUGAAGGCUUUGAGGUGCUGUAUCGCUCUCUCCUGCCGGCCAGCUCAGACUGGACAGCUCAAAGGGUUCCUCAGCCUGGCCUUCACACACAUGUGGGACCUCUGAAGAGAGGCUACAAAUAUGAGUUCAAAGUCCGACCCUAUGGCAGCAGCCUGUAUGGCAGGGAAAGCAACACCAGACACUUACGAGUGCCAGAGAUAGUCCCCAGCGCGCCACCUCAGGAUCUGUCCAUAACAAUGCCCACUGACCGUAACGACACUGUGCACCUCAGCUGGGAGCCUCCACCUCAUGACGCUCACAAUGGAAUCAUUCAGGGAUAUCAGGUGUGGUGUGUGGAGUCAGAGGAACAGAAGUCUUUUAACUGGACGGUGGACAGUGGAACACACAGUAUUGAGAUCAGCACACUGCAGCCCGGAAAGCUGUUCUGGGUCACGGUGGCUGCCGUUAAUGGGGCAGGAGUGGGGGUCCAAAGCAACCCAUACAAACUGCUCAUAGAGUUGAGGCAGGAGGCGACACCGUUUCAGCCAGGCAUACUCAGUAUGUCUCAUUUCCUUGCUGUGAUUAAAGAGCCGGUAUUCAUCGGCAGCGUUGGCACCCUCCUGUGGUGUGUUUUGAUGAUUACUGCCGUGUUUUUGUACAGGAGACAUGUCAGACCCACCAACCUGGGAGGCAAACACUCAGGCUUGUAUAGACUGGAAAGUGAAGAUCUCAUCAUCAAACACAGGAUGGCGGCACCAGACUCUCCGUGGAUCUCUGGAGGCUGGAGGCCAGAUUCCAGCAGUGAGCCCAAGCAGGGCAUUUGGACCCCGAGUCAAGAGAACUCUGGCUUCCGGAGGACAACUCUGCCCAUUACGGCUAAAAAGGACUCCAACCCCCUCCGGUCAGCCGUCCCGAUUGUACCAGACAAUUGCGGCGUCUAUGGCACCUUUUAUGUGGAUCUAACCGGCAAUGGAAUGAAGACGUUUAAUAGUCCAGGUCACUGUCCCAGAAUGCCUCACGGCAAAUCUCAGCUGCAUAACUCCGAGACCGUUCGGAUCACCGAACCCAUCGUCAAAACUGCCGUCGUGAGGGAAGUGCAGGCGUUGCCAUGGAAACGUGCCCUCCCUGCCCAGCCCAACAUGGGAGUUCUGAAGGAAUCGUGGCAGAAAAAUUACAAGCGUGAGCUGCAUGCGGUAAAAAGUGCUCCGUUAAUGCCCGUGAGUCAACGAGCAUUGGCAGUGUGCAGUGCACCGAGUAACCAUCAGCAAAGAUUCAGUCAGCACCCUGCAGGUGGUGUAUCAGAGCCUGUGAAGCCACUGGGUUCUCCGCGUAUCCUGCACUACUCUGCCUCUCUGCAGCUGGUGGACAUGUUACCCAGCCCUCCGCCUCUUCCUAUGGAGGACAACCACAGCCUCAGCUCAGAGGACGAGUCUACCAGAUCCACUAAGUUGACAGUUGACAUCGGAUCUCAGCAGUCUGUUUGUGCUGCCUCUGGGCUCCAGGGUCCCGCUACGGUUACUACAGGCUGUCCAACCCACCACAGCCCAGCCCAGCCAAGCCCGUCCUACAGCCACCUGUCCACGGCCUCCUUCUGUCUCUCCACUGACGACUACCAGGACACCACGCUCAGUACUCAGGGCCACACUCAAUACAUGGAGAUCAGCCCCAAGCCACAGGGGCAAAGUGCGUCCCAUCAAAGUUCUCCUUCAAUGCCACGUCCAUUCUCUCCCACACCCACGUUUGGUUACAUCUGUGGGCCUGCCGACCGGGAGAUGGAUGACGAGGAGGAGUCUCGGGCAGUCGGCCUCAGAAGAGCCACACUGAGGAGCACGCCCUCAUCUUGUUGCAGCGAAUGGGAGGGUUCGUUGUGGAACGGCUGGGGUUCGGUGUCCGAAAGCAAUGUGACAAGCACUCGAACCAGUAUCAUCAGCUCUUCUGACUGCUCGUUCAUAAACGAUGCGAACUUUGCCCGCGUCUUGGCUAUGACAGCCGAAUCCAUGAGUGGUACUUUAUCAGAUUUCUCCCCGCCUGCAUCCCCCCUGAGUGUUCUGUUCCCCCCUCGAGAGUGUUUUGGAGAGGUGGAGCCGCUGCCCGUGUGGGACUGGAGCACCGCGUGGGUGGAGGAGUUGGAGGCCCAGUUUAAAGCCUCCAGAGAGGCCAGAAGAACCCCCACAUCUAGCCUACACUCGGGCAUUGAGCACUGGAGAGGACAUCUGGAGAACCCCUCGCACCGAUGAUCGACUUGCACAUGCCUAGAGGUAGUUUAUGGACUACAUUUCCCUGCGUUCCUCAGGGCAACCCCCCCUUCUUUGUAGUUUCGAAGGACUUGGGUAUGUAGCAAGGUCAAUUAAGUAGAAGAACACACUGCUGCAAGGUACAAUAGGUGCAGUUUAUAUGCCACUUUACAUAUGGACAGUUGAGUUGUACCACACCAUAAUAAAGACUAUUGUACAGGACGCUCAUGUUGCCAUUCAAAGAAAUGUAAAUAAACCAAUUUUAUUUAAUAAUCCUCCACACACGAUUUUGUAAAAUCAUAUACGCUUUUAUAUGACAGAGUUAUCUAAAAUACACAGGAAAUAUUAUUCAAGACGUUUUUUGUAUUUUAGGAGUCCUUUCUUAUUAUUUUAU